Molecule: messenger RNA, 1500 nt
Organism: Arachis ipaensis
Lineage: Eukaryota; Viridiplantae; Streptophyta; Magnoliopsida; Fabales; Fabaceae
Source: RefSeq, a predicted model, not a curated record
AGAGGAGGGAUCUCCCGGGAAUGGAUCCUCUCAAUUGUUAAAAAAAAAUUGAGAGUGUAAAAUGUGAUUUCUAACCUUUUAUUGUUCUCUCUCUCAUAUUUAUUUCUGGACCCAUUUAUAAAAUUAAUGGUGGGAGAUCACACUUUACUCCCUCAAUUGUUAAAAAAAAAUUGAGAGGAUUUUCCCGGAUCUCCCCCUUCGUCUUUCGCAUCUGACAUGUCAUCGGCAAAUUCGUUCUCAUCAGGAAGAAGCUUUUCGCCGUCAAAAGAUGACAAACAAGAAAUUCUUGACACGGCAUCAUCAGCAGCAUCACCUCCUCGUUAUGAUCCACUCAAUCCUCGUUAUGAACCAGGCAUUCUCGAUACAAUUUACAAGGAUCUUCCACCUCCUUCUCCCCAACCUAAAGAUGAGAUAUCUCCCAAACCAAAGGCUUCUAAAUAUGUGACACCAAAAAUUUUUAGCAAUAUACCAUCACCAUCAGCAAUAGCAGCCAGAGUCCCCUAUGCAGGCUAUACUCUUACUGAACCAAAUCCGCCCAAAGAAGAGAUACAAGGGAUUUUUGAGCGUCGUUGUCAUUGGCAUAUUUUGGCUAUGAAACACUACAAUGACACACGAAAGGAAGGGGAAGAUGAGUAUAAGCUUUCGACGUCCUCGAUUCCCAAGAGAAUGGUUCAACCUUAUAUUCCUCUUGGCUUCCUUCAUAAGUUGAUGUGGGAGGGGAAGCCUAUAUCAACCGAAAAGUCCGAUUCCGCCAAGUAUUUUUUUGGUGCAGUCCAUGAAAUGAAUCCUGAUGAAAUGCACGUAGCAUAUGCCAAACGACUUAAACUAGAUCGUUUCUUGGAUCUUAGUCCUGCUCAACUUCCUACACGCUGUGAGAGAUGUGAUAUUAAGGAUCAUGAUGACUUUAGGCAAAGAGAUCAAGAUUUAGAGGACCGAGUGAAAAAAAAUGCCUCUAUGUCUUUCUGUCUUGGAUCCAGCUUCAGAGAUGGACUCGAUAGAAUCACACCAGCUAGGGACUCCAACCGUUAUGAAGGUGGUGGUAUGGAAGAAGAGAUGCACAAAAAGAAUUGUGAUGAUGCUGGUGUUAUUGAAGAUGAGACACCCAAAAAGAAGGCAAAUUUUGAAGAAGGCUCGGAGAAGCUACAGUUACAGGGCAACCCUUUUGGCAGGAGAUGAUGAAACCAAAUCGUGCAGUAGAUAUUAUUUAUGUCCCUAUAUGAGCAGUGAGCCAUCUAAAGAAUAAUAGAAGGAACGAAUUCAAGAUCUAGUAUAGAAUAAGGAGGUGUGCUAUGAUUUUGUUUGAUUAAUGAUAAUCAUCCUUACCUGUUUUUUAUACUUUAUUUUUUGGUCAUGAUGUCGAAUUUACAAGCCUGGAAUUACCAAGGUUUGAACUUAGUACGAAUGAUUAUAUGUAGUGUGCACAUUCGUUUUAUUAAAUUCAAAUAAAAAUAUUGAAAACAUAUUAAUUAUAAGGCCAUGACCAUGAGUAUUCCUUACUAA